GCAGAGGAAACGACCAGAUCGUUAAAGUUCUGUUAGAGCACYCGAAAGUCAAAGUUGAUGUCAGGGAUAGUUCUGGAAAAACAGCGUUGCACAUGGCUUGCAGUGAAGGACAAAGCAGAGUUUGCCAGCUUCUACUGGACAAAGGAUCAGACAUCAAGGCAGUUACGGCAGCCAACACGACUCCUCUACUCAACGCCAUUCUUAAUGGUCAUUCACAGGUGGCAACAAUGAUACUAAACCGAGCCGCUGACAGAGAUGUCGACAAGACUGAAUUAAAGCAGCUGCUAGGUAACAAGGACUUGCAGGAUAACACAGUUUUGCACACGGCUGCAUUGAAUAACGAUGUCAAGACUGCUGAAAUGUGCCUUGACCAUGGCGCAGACGUCAACACUAGGAAAUCUAAAGAAACCACUCCACUUCACAUGGCGGCCACUAAAGGGAAUCUUGAGAUGGUGGAGUUGCUAAUAUCACGAGGAGCCGAUGUGAACAUGAAAGACGGGGAUUCCAAAGCACCGCUUCACUGGUACGAGUUGUUAAAAGGGACAAAGAUAUAUUCCAGAUUCAUCAUUGUACACAUUGCCACCUUAAAACUAAACGUUGUUAAUUCAGCCGUUUUGUAUCUAGUUAUGAGUGACACACGCAUAUUUGCCGUCAUUGAGGUACGUCUUGUACUAUAUUUCCUCUCUUUGACAGCCGCAGACAGAGAUGUCGACAAGACUGAAUUAAAGCAGCUGCUAGAUAACAAGGACUUGCAGGAUAACACAGUUUUGCACAUGGCUGCAUUGAAUAACGAUGUCAAGACUGCUGAACUGUGCCUUGACCAUGGCGCAGACGUCAACACUAGGAAAUCUAAAGAAACCACUCCACUUCACAUGGCGGCCACUAAAGGGAAUCUUGAGAUGGUGGAGUUGCUAAUAUCACGAGGAGCCGAUGUGAACAUGAAAGACGGGGAUUCCAAAGCACCGCUUCACUGGUACGAGUUGUUAAAAGGGACAAAGAUAUAUUCCAGAUUAAAAGCUUGUGAGACACUUCUUAAAUUGGGAGCAGAAGUAGACAGUAAAGAUAACGACUCCCGAACAGCUUUGAUGUGGUCUGUUCAGAAAAACAAUCUACAAUGCGCUAAGAUUCUGCUUGAUUUCAAAGCUUCUGUCGACCUCCAAGAUACAGAUGGUGACAGUGCAUUACACGUGGCUUGUGGACAGGGCCAUGCAGCUAUAGUUCGUCUACUUUUGGACUGUGGGGCAAGUUUGAUGCUGUGCAACAAAGAAGGAAACGGUUGUUUAGAAAUAGCAGCGAAGGCAGGAUCUUCUGAUGUUGCCAUGACAAUUGUGAAACACAAAAGGUUAGUUGCUGUUGUGAGUAAUUUAAGAAAUAACAUCAGAAGAUCUUCCUGUGCAAAAAAAAGAGACGAAGGGAAUAACAAUCAGAUAGCAGAGAAAGCCCAAAACGGUAGUGACCACCAAAAACUACAAGGGACACACAAGGGGAGAGUUUCAAUAAUCUUACUUGUAAAAUGUUCAUAUUUCGGAAUAUCUAGUGUUCUGAAUCGACGAUAUUUUAUUCCCCAUACAACUUGUUAUAACGCGCUCAAAUUCUCAACGGUUCCGCGUGUAACCUAACACCGCGUCAGUUCAGCCUCACACAACGCCUGACGCUUUCAUGAAUGGAUACGUGCGUACCCAGGGAAUUGAUUUUUCGCUUUUCUCGAAACGUGAGCUGGGGACGCUUGUGGUUUCAUAUUUAUGCAUCAAAAUUCUUUACAAUUGGCUCAAAGAAGGGUUUUUUUUUGUUUUUUGUUUUGUUUUUUACAUCGGCAUGUACAAGUCCACAAAUACGAUUUUCCUAAAAUUGCUCUAUAGUUGAAAUGAUCGUAUUAGACUGACAUCUCCUCCUUGUUAAAGCCUACUUCGAUAUAACCGCCAAUCUAUAAAUUUUAAAUUUCUAAAUUGUACUUAAUUUUUCAGAUCUUAUAGAUUGUACAUAUCUUUAU
Molecule: messenger RNA, 1990 nt
Organism: Orbicella faveolata
Lineage: Eukaryota; Metazoa; Cnidaria; Anthozoa; Scleractinia; Merulinidae
Source: RefSeq, a predicted model, not a curated record